GUUCCAUCAUUCAACGUUUUAUACUCGGUCCACUUUCAGCUUUAAUCAUGUCUCCAACUCUCUCUCGAUCUCUCUCUCUCUCUCUCUGUGCUUUCCUCUUUUCAUUCCCAAUAAGCCUUUCUGAUGGAUGUGCUGCAGCCAUCAUCAUCUCCAGGAGGAGGAGGAGGAGGAGGAGGAGGAGGGGGAGGAGCAAAGCAAAAAGAGGUGGAGCAGCCUGAUGAUGAUCAUCAUCAUCAUCAUCCUCAAGUAAACGCAAAAGCAGGAGGUUGUGGGAGUUUCUUUGGGAAGCAUAGGAUGGCAGCAGCCAUAUCCAAUCUCCAUAGCCAAAUCAACUUCAUCCAGGAAGAGCUGGACAAACUGGACACAAUAGGUGAAUCUUCCCUUGUAUGCAAAGAGCUGAUGUCAAGCCUCGACUGCGUCCGCGAUCCGCUGCUUCCGUCGACAAAGGGCCCAGAGGAUGGGAGCUGGGAUCGUUGGUUCCGGGGAGCCCACAACUCAAGAAAUCACAAACGUUGGAUGUAAAAGGCAUUGAAGAUGGGGAAGAGAGAAAGAGAGACAGAGAGAGAGAGAGGGUCAAUUUUGUCGGUUUCAUCUUUUUUCUUUGAUUGGGAGAGGAGGUAGGUUAAGAUGUUGGGUGCAUGUUCUUUCUUUAGCCAUGAUUGUUUCCUGUUGCGAUGCUUGCUUGGACAUGCUUAUCCAAAUGCUACAAAAAUGAUUAGAUAUUGGAUGGA
Messenger RNA from Corylus avellana, 731 nucleotides. RefSeq names its product guanine nucleotide-binding protein subunit gamma 1. Gene Ontology annotation, biological process: G protein-coupled receptor signaling pathway. The record is from RefSeq and is a predicted model, not a curated record. NCBI's taxonomy places the organism in Eukaryota, Viridiplantae, Streptophyta, Magnoliopsida, Fagales, Betulaceae.